UAGCGCGCGGGGGCCGGUCCCCGCAGCGGGUGCGGGUAGCGGCGCCCCUCCCCCCUACCGUCCGCAUGGAAUCGGGGGGUCGCCGCGGCCUGGCCUCGGCGGGGGGGCCGGUCUCGGCGACCCCGAUGCUAAGGCAGGAUUCGGGGACCGGGGCUGAGGCGCGGGUUCGCGGCCCCGGUGCCGUCAGAGCCCGUCGCUUCCUGCUCUGUCUUUACCUGGUGGGCUUCUUGGAUUUGUUUGGUGUCAGCAUGGUCAUCCCUCUAUUGAGCCUUCAUGUCAAGUCUCUUGGAGCAAGUCCAACAGUUGCUGGAAUAGUAGGCUCCUCCUAUGGCAUUUUGCAGCUCUUUUCCAGCACAUUGGUGGGCUGCUGGAGUGAUGUGGUUGGAAGACGGUCUUCCUUGCUGGUGUGCAUUCUUUUCAGCGCCCUGGGUUAUCUGAUUCUUGGAGCAUCCACCAAUGUGUUCCUGUUUGCCCUUGCUAGAGUUCCUGUGGGUAUUUUUAAACAUACCCUCUCCAUUUCAAGGGCUCUGCUUUCUGAUCUGGUUGCAGAGAAAGAACGGCCAUUAGUAAUUGGACAAUUCAACGCAGCAUCUAGUGUGGGCUUCAUCUUGGGCCCCAUGGUUGGUGGAUAUCUUACUGAGCUAGAUGGUGGAUUUUAUCUGACAGCCUUCAUCUGUUUUUCUGUCUUCAUUCUCAAUGCUGGUCUGGUUUGGCUGUUUCCCUGGUGCGAAGCGAAGCUCUCCAGUGCAGAGAAAGGCCUGCCAGCGAGGGAGGACUCUGCACCCUGGGGGAGGACAGACAGUCACGGGCAGGCAACAGCCACCCCCCGCCGGAGCACGGCCAGUGCCCGGCCUGCCAGGCCGCCCUGGCUGGAGGUCGCGUCCACCCUGCGCGACAUGAAGAGCCUGGUAUUUUCCGAGAUGUGGGACAUCUUCGCGGUGCGCUUGCUGAUGGCCGUGGCGGUCAUGCUGUACUACAGUAACUUUGUGCUGGCCCUGGAGGAGCGCUUCGGGGUGCGGCCGCGGGCGGCGGGCUACCUCAUCAGCUACAGCGGCGCGCUGGGCGCCCUGGCCGGCCCGGCGCUGGGGCCCCUGCUGCGGCUGUACAGGCACGACGGCCGCGCCAUCCUGCUGCACUCGAGCGCGCUCACCUGCCUGCUGCUGGUGCUGCAUGCCGCCGCCCGCUCCGUGGCCGUGGCCGUGCUCUGCUCCUCGCUGCUGGCCGUGUCCACCGCCGUGGGCAGGACCUGCAUCACCGACCUGCAGCUGGCGGCGGGCGGGGCGCGGGCCAGCGGCGCGGUCAUCGGCGUGGGGCAGUCGGUGACGGCCGUGGGCCGGAUCAUCGCCCCACUCCUCUCGGGGCUCGCGCAGGAGGUGAGCCCGUGCGGGCCCCCCAGCCUGGGGGCUGCGCUGGCCCUCGUGGCGAUUUUCCUGAUGUCCCUCAACAGAGCCCGCUAUGGCGGUGACGGCGGCGGCGGUGGUGGUGGGAGUGACAAAUUAAAACGUGCAUAGAAUGGAAGUGGGUGGAGGAUACCAACUCUGAGGCCCGGAAGGGUGGUUUCCCAGCAGGUGUGCUUCUGGGGCAGACGCCCAGGGCCGGCCUGCGGGCUGAUCAGGAGUCAGAACCUUGUCAAAGGGGAAGGUAUUAAACCGUAUGUAAAAGUCUCCUCUUCCAACCGGCCAGUGGGGUUAAAACUUUCCAGGGGGGGAGCCCUACCAGCUUCAGCACAGGAAGAGGGUGGUGGGAUUACAGAAGGUGAUGUGCUCCCCUGCUAAGUUAAAAAUAGGGUAACACAUUAAUAACACGAUCCGCUGGGACAGAGUCUUCAUAUCACGGUGUAUAAUUAAACUAAGGGGGUUUUUCUGCUAUCAGAAUCCUAGAGAUUAAAUAAGCUACUUUAUUGAAAUUAGCCUGUCCCUUUCUCAAGUGUAACAAGGUUCCAUCUGGGAAGUGCAGGGAAAAUCACGUGGCUGGCCUCACCUCCAGACAUUGAUUCUGUGGGCCUAGGGGAGGCCCAGAAACCUGUACUUAAUAAGCAACACUUGCACUUUCGCAUGGAGGCAGAAAAAAGGGUCAUUCGGAGACAUACUGGUUUUGAGUCAAGUCAAAGCCAGAGACUUGGUUGUGUUUAUUGAUGGCUAACUCAGUUUGAACUAUUAAGAUUAUGUGAUCCCGUUGUGUUACCUUCUCCCCAGCUCUUGGCAGUCACGCUCCAUAACAGGAGAAACAGGUUCGUGGAGUCUGUCCCUUGGGUCCACUGCCUUCGAGGUCCCAUGCUCUGCAGAGAGCUGAGGUUGUCAGUCUGGCUAGUUCUCCCCGGAUACCAUGCAUGAACUGCUUCCAGAAGCCGGUGCUCCAUUGGGCUGCAUCGGUUGGAUGAUGGUAGAGCCCAGUGGAGAAGACAAAGCACAGGAAUGCCUUUAAGAUGAACGUCUUGUGCAGUGUAAGAGUCUGGUGUCAUGCCUCAUCAGAUGGACUUAACUCUACAGUGUCUUAUGUUGAAAGUCAUUUCUUUCCUCUCAUUUUAAUAUACUACCUGAGAAUGAAAGAGCUACACUGAUCUAUAGGGAAAUGCCUUUUCCUAGGCCUAGGCUAAACGGUCAUUCCAAAAGUAGCACCCCAGGGUCCAGCUGAGAGGCUCAGAGUGAGGGUUAGCACAAACUCACAGGGAAGCAUCUGUGUGGUUCUUGCUACUUGGAUGAUGUCACCUAUUAAUAAUAAUUAUAUUGGAGCCCCCUCUCUUUUCCUCGCGCAAACUACCGAAGUUCACAUUCCUUUCAUUCUUUUUGAUUGGUCCACUAGGAAAUUAUUCCUGUUCUCAACCUAACACAUGUAUAAUUACAAAUGUAUUGUAUGUAAAGCAGAAAAAAAAAAUGUUUCUCUGGUUUUAGAAGUUGUGUAUGGGGUAAACUCAAAUAUUUAUGAUAAAGAAUUAUUUGGAUGUUUGAAGAUUGUCCUUUCUCCUCUCUAGCUACAAGGAAAAUGUUAACUUUUCAUUGAAGUGUUGUGAACUUUUAUACAAGCGCUAAGCGCUUUUGAGGAAAGCAAAAUACAAUAUAAAACGGCGUGGCCCUUCAGGAGCACACCAAAUCGUCACGGAGGUUGGACUCCGUGGACAAGAAGUAAUCAAGGGUUUAUGCAAUGAAGUAGAAUUUCUCCGGAGAUUAUCUUUUCUGUGAACUCAGAAACAGAGAAGUUUCUUAGACAUUCUCUAAUGUAGUCAUUAUUAAAUUUUUGAAAUCCUUGCACUUUAUUUUUGAAGUUAAAUAAAGCCUAUAAAUUUAUUAAGGCUUUACAGUUAAUCAGAUACAUGGAAAUACUGAAAACCAGGGUUGAUCUUCAUAGAGAGAGUAGAGAAACAUUUUUGUUAUUCUCCACGCUCGUGGGUUUUUUAAAGGUAAAUGUUAUACAGGCAUACCUCGUUCUAUGGCACUUCCUUUUGUGCAUCACAGAUACUGCGUUUUUUUACCAGUUGAAGGUUCGUGGCAACCGUGUGUUGAGAAGUUUAUCAGCAGCAUUUUUCCACCAGCAUUUGCUCUGUAUUUGGUAUGGGGAUGUGUGAUCAGUGAUCUUUGAUGUUACUGUUGUAAUUGUUUUGAGGUGCCAUGAACCACGCCCAUACAAGGGGGUGAAUUUAAUCGAUAAAUGUACGUGUUCCAACGGCUCCACCAACUGGCUGGUCACCCGUCUCUUGCCCUCUCCUCGGGCCUCCCUAUUUCUUGAGUUGCAACAAUAUUGAAUAUUGAAAUCAGGCCAAUUAACAACCCUACAGUGGCCUUAAAGUGAAAGGAAGUGUCAGCUAAUGUGGCAAACUUCCUCGCUGUCUUACUUUAAAAAUUGCCACAGGCCAUCCCAGCCUUCAGCAACCACCACCCUGCUCAACAUUGAGAAAAGACCCUCCACCAGCAAAAAGAUUGCCACUUUCUGAAAACUCAGAUGAUGGUUGGCAU
This is a messenger RNA of Zalophus californianus (California sea lion), 3950 nucleotides long. RefSeq names its product major facilitator superfamily domain containing 9 (gene SLC67A2). The coding region runs from base 66 to 1511 and encodes 481 amino acids. The record is from RefSeq and is a predicted model, not a curated record. Gene Ontology annotation, molecular function: transmembrane transporter activity. Lineage: Eukaryota; Metazoa; Chordata; Mammalia; Carnivora; Otariidae. The transcript has 6 exons. Gene Ontology annotation, biological process: transmembrane transport.